Phytophthora nicotianae INRA-310 is the source of this 336-nucleotide messenger RNA. RefSeq lists its product as hypothetical. Lineage: Eukaryota; Oomycota; Peronosporomycetes; Peronosporales; Peronosporaceae. The transcript has a single exon. Bases 1 to 336 code for a protein of 111 amino acids. The record is from RefSeq and is a predicted model, not a curated record.
AUGCUGUUUAUCCGCCGCGGUAACGUCGCACCGAAAGCUCAUAUUGUGCAAAAGCCAAGAUGGCAAACGGAAUGCAUUAAGUUUGUUGAACAUUUCAUAGACGAACAUACGUGCUUCUACAUCGAAGAGCUGCAGGUGGUUCUACAAUCGACUUUUCCGUCGCUGCAAAAUGUGUCUACUUCAUAUAUAUAUGACGAGCGUUGCGAUUUGAACUCGGCCAAACUCGCAAGGGCCUCACUAAACGGGCUAGAGAAGUGUCCCCGCCGAGAUCGUCAAUUACUACAAGAAACUAGUACCAACUCACCGCGGCCCCGACCAACUGGUUUUCUAGGAUGA